UCCGGACGUCAUUCACGUCCUUUCGCUUGCGCAUUAUACACGCAGAUGGCUAUGCAACUACACUAAUAUUAAAUGCACGUACAUGGAGUUAUCGUAAAUUCAAAAAAGUUUUAACUUUACUCUAAAAGAAGAAGAAAAAUACACAAAAAAAAGAGAGACCUUGGAGUAACGGAUAGUAUACACAGGUCCUGAUGAAGACUAUAGUGCAGUUCAAACCAAAAAUCAAAAAGUAGACAUGCUAUUCACUGAAUAUGAAGAAAAAAAAAAUUUUCUCAGUAAAUUAAAACUCAUCUUAGAUGAAAUGCAUGCAUUAGAAAGGAGAACUGUAGACCAAUCUAGUAGUGACGGAUGGUGGAGACAACGUAAAAUACGUCUCACUACUUCAAAUUUCGGGAAAAUUAUAAAACCUAAAGCUACUACCUCUCGGAAAAAUACUGUCAAAUAUAUAUUGUAUGAAGUAUUUUGCGGCAAUGUUGCUACAAGAUAUGGAAUUGAAAAUGAGCCGAUUGCGAAAAAAUGUUUAGAAAUUAAACUAGGUGUAAAUAUACAGCUUGUGGUCUUUUUGUAUAUAAAAAAACUAACAUUUUUAGCAGCUAGCUCCGACGAUUUAAUCGAUAAUCACAAAGUAGUUGAGAUUAAAUGUCCACCGUCCAUUAAAGAUAUGACACCCGAAGAAGCUUUUGAAAAUAAAAAAUUUAAUAUUAUGAGUUUUAAAGAAGGAAUUUUAAAAUUGAUAACCACACAAAGUUAUUAUUUUCAAGUACAGGGGAUAUUGGAAAUACCUAUCAGAAAGAAAGUAUUGUUACUUUGAUGCGUGGACACCUAAAAGUAUGGUUUAAAUUAAUUAACUAUUUCUUAGAAAUAAUAUUUUAUUUAUUUUAAUGGUUCUUAUUUUGGUACAAGGAUGGUAAUUGAUAAAAUGUACAAAAAUUACUAUUUCUAGAGAAAAAAUUAAGCCUCAGAUAGAGAAAUUUUAUAUGGAAUAUUUACUUGUUGAACUUAUCGACUCUCGGUUUGACUGAGGUCUUCUAUUAAGAACUGGGUUGAAUUUAUAAAAAUUUAAUUAUUUUAUUUUAGUUUUGUAUUAUUACUGUUUUAUG
Messenger RNA from Sipha flava (yellow sugarcane aphid), 1100 nucleotides. RefSeq lists its product as uncharacterized. The transcript is spliced from 3 exons. Bases 236 to 811 code for a protein of 191 amino acids. NCBI's taxonomy places the organism in Eukaryota, Metazoa, Arthropoda, Insecta, Hemiptera, Aphididae. The record is from RefSeq and is a predicted model, not a curated record.